Anisakis simplex (herring worm) is the source of this 456-nucleotide messenger RNA. The record is from the annotation of a GenBank genome assembly. NCBI's taxonomy places the organism in Eukaryota, Metazoa, Nematoda, Chromadorea, Rhabditida, Anisakidae.
AUGUCAUCAGAUUCGGAUAGCUCAUUUGAAGAGCAGAAGAAAACAAAAAAGAAAACUGAUUCGGAUAGCUCAUCUGAAGAGCAGAAGAAAACAAAAAAGAAAACAACAACGCAAAAAGACGGACAGUCGUCGAAAAAACGAAAAACCGAUAAAGAUGAGCAAGAAAGUUCCUCGGACGAAGGUGUUAUCGAUAAAACACCGAUAAAGAAAACCAAACAGAACGCAUCGAAACAUAUGAAAAAUUCAGACGGCGAUGAGAUGCUGGAGCUUGGUAAAAUGCGUUUCGUAACAGUGCGUUCAUUCAAGGGAAAGGCAUUGAUUGAUAUACGAGAAUAUUAUCAAGACAAGAGUGGAGAGAUUAAACCGGGUCGUAAAGGUAUCAGCCUCUCUCGUGAACAGUAUCAAAAUUUCAAAGAACUUACCUCAGAAAUUGAUGAACGUCUCCGAGAAGUUUAA